Molecule: messenger RNA, 1317 nt
Organism: Symbiodinium sp. CCMP2456
Lineage: Eukaryota; Dinophyceae; Suessiales; Symbiodiniaceae
Source: the annotation of a GenBank genome assembly
AUGGCAUCUUUCUCCAAGACAUCCUCGAAGGCAGGCUCUGGAGUGGGUGGUGGAGGAUGGGCGAAGGCGAAGCAUUCAUCUGUGGGUGGAGGCGGCUCCACCCUCGAAAGGAUCCAGCAAAUCGAGUUGGAGAUCUCGCGCACGCAGAAGAACAAGGCGACAGCGAAGCAUCUUGGUGAGUUGAAGGCGAAGCUCUGCAAGCUCAAGCGCGACAUCCUGGAACCUUCCGGUGGCGGCGGUGGCAAAGCAGCCGGGUUCGAGGUGCAAAGAAUCGGAGAUGCCCGGGUGGGCCUCGUGGGCUUUCCAUCUGUGGGGAAAUCCUCCCUGCUCACUGCUCUGACCGGUGUCCAGUCCGAGGCUGCCGCGUACGAGUUCACGACCCUGACUUGCAUCCCGGGCGUGAUCUACUACAACGACGUCAGAAUCCAGCUCCUCGACCUUCCGGGCCUUAUCGUGGGUGCGUCCAUCGGCAAAGGCCGGGGACGGCAGGUAAUUGCGACGGCAAAGUCAUGCGAUAUCAUCCUCAUGGUUCUAGAUGCCACGAAGGAUGACGCACAAAAGGAGAUGCUUACGAAGGAGUUGGAAAAUGUUGGGAUUCGGUUAAACAGAAAGCCCCCCGACGUGACCGUCAGACCGACCAAAGGAGGAGGUCUGAAAUUUCAAGCGACAGUGCCGCUGACCCAUUUCGACGAAGAGGUUUGCGCUACCAUUUUGAGACAGUACAAGAUGCACAAUGCGGAUGUUUUGGUGCGAGAGGACAUCACAGAGGAUGACUUUAUAGAUGUCAUCGACGGGAACCGCAAGUAUUGCAAGUGUAUCUACGUGUACAACAAGAUAGACAUGCUGCCGCUGGCAGAAGUGGACGAGCUAGCAAGGAGGCCAAGCUCCGUGGUAGUUUCUGUACGCAACAAGUGGAAUUACGAUUACUUGAUGAAACGACUUUGGGACGAGAUGGAGAUUAUCAGGGUCUACACCAAAAAGAAGGGGGAGUUUCCAGACUUUUCCGACCCCCUCAUCAUCACACCGCAGCGCGGAAACAAGCAGUUCAAUGUUGAAAAUGCCGUGCAGCUUCUGCACAAAUCACUGCUGGACGACUUCAAGCAUGCCUUGAUUUGGGGUAGCAGCGUCAAGCAAUCCCCGCAGGCCUGUGGCAAAGACCACAUAGUGCACGACGAGGACGUUCUUCAGAUUGUCAAGUUGACACAGGCAGAAAAAGCAAAAGCUGCGCAUGGAAAGAAAACAGGAACGACUAUCGCAGGGUCGAACAUCAAGGUCGACCCCAAGAAGAAGGACGAAAAGUCUGCGCCGAAAAGCUGA